Trematosphaeria pertusa is the source of this 1949-nucleotide messenger RNA. RefSeq lists its product as uncharacterized. Lineage: Eukaryota; Fungi; Ascomycota; Dothideomycetes; Pleosporales; Trematosphaeriaceae. The coding region runs from base 71 to 1687 and encodes 538 amino acids. The transcript is spliced from 4 exons. The record is from RefSeq and is a predicted model, not a curated record.
AGCUGACGCGCCGGUUGCUCGGUCGCUGCCGCUGGACAGUCGCCGUCGAUGGAACGUUGCAUUGCCCAGCAUGGAGUCGACGUCCCCAGAGACCAAGGUGGACACCACCUACAAGAUCGCUCACCCACCGGAGGGCACGUCUCCAGUGAGCCCGCCCCUCCAGAAUGAUUCUCCUCGCGAUCAGGCGCCGGAGAAGCUCUUCCCACACAAUCCCGAGCCAGCGUCGUCGAAAGAAGUCCUGCACGAUGCGCCAGAAGUAGUUGAACCGUGGCUGGCGAGCCAACAGAGACCGAAUUCCCCGUUCUCGGAGGAUGGAACCGUCGUGUCUGGCUUUCAACCGCUGGAGUUCAACGAGAAGGGCGAACCCGUCCCGCGACGAGUCUCGGAACUGCCUUCAGAGAAGGGCGACGAUAAGAGAUGCGGUAUCCCCAGGCGUUAUCUGUUGGGAGUGAUCAUUUUGGUGUUCGUCGUUCUCCUCGCUCUGGGGCUUGGUCUGGGGCUUGGACUUGGACUGAAAAAGGAUCAUAAGUCAUCCGGUCCCGGCCUGGUUGACCCAUACUGUGCUGCGAAUCCAGAGUAUUGCAUUGGCGGCGCGCUCGGCACUUCGUACUAUACGAGCAAUGGCACGUUCAACGGCUCCGGUAUCGCGCUAGCGACAGAGUUCUGGAACAACGAGGAGCGCAAGAUCAUGACGGUCUACUUUCAGCAUUGGUCGGGCGAGAUCAGAUGGAUUCAACUGACGCCCAAGGGCGAAUGGAUCGGCGGGACGAAAAGCGAAGUCAUUGCGAGUGACGCGAAGAACGCCACGCCCAUAUCCGCAGUCUCAUACUCCUUGAAUGACACCUCAGUCUGGCACAUCUUCUACGUCUCCGAAGACAACGUCGUCAAGCAAAAGCAGAACAGCAACAGCACCAACAUCUGGCAGGACGGGCCACUCACCGAACUCAACCUCACCGCCUAUGAUGCGCCCAACGUCGGCCUCCAAGCGUGCUGGUACGGCAACUACUACGGCGACUCUGAUGCAUCCAAGUUCCCGACCCGCGACGGAAACAACAACACGAUCCCCUUCAACUCAUCAACCGCCGGCAUGCACCUAUGGUACCCCUCCGACGACUCGACAUUCAUGCAAUACGGCUGGUACGAGGGGCAAGAGCAGUGGGAGGAGCAAACCACCUGGACGGACAUGAACGUGCACGCCGGCGUCGGCUGCUACAGCUGGGGCCCGGGCAGCGUCACCUACGCGAUGAUGGUCGACACGCAAGACACCGCAACAAUCUGGUGGAAAGACACAAACGACAACCUGACCUCGACCUCCGCGCACCCCAUCAACGACUGGAAGAACGCCACGCACUACGCCAUCCCGGACGUCUAUCCCAGCACCUCGCUCGGCUUCACCGAGUACUUCUACGCCCAGAUGCCCGACGGCACCAUCAUGGGCCACGACAUCCAAUGGGCCGCGGAGAACACCACGGGCGUCGCCGAUAACGAAUUUACGGUCGGCAGCGCGCAGGGCCCCGUGCCCGGCCUCAAGGGCACGCAUAUGAGCGUCACGGCGGUCGAGGACCAGAGCGGCGGCACCAGCUUGUAUGUGUUUUAUCAGACGCGCGGCGACGAUUUGAGUAUGUUUAUUAGGGAUAUUAAGGGCGGGCAGUGGACGCAGGGGGAGCUGCCGAUUCCGGAUCAGUGAGUCAGUGAGGUGAGGUGGAGAGCCGGCUGAUGGAUGGGGGCGAGGCUGGAUGCCUGAAUGAACGAUUGAAUGGAUGUCUGAAAUGACUGAAAUGACCACGAUACCUAUUUUGACGAGCGUACGUACGUACGUACUCUCUGCGCGCCAGCUUGAAAAACACUGGCGUGGAUAUGCCUGCCGGUGUGUGUACUACUAGUAAGGAAGGAAUCCCGUAGCAUAAGAUCUCCGCGCUAUCUCUCCGAAUGCAAAAACGCCUUGGCUG